Penicillium macrosclerotiorum is the source of this 360-nucleotide messenger RNA. RefSeq lists its product as uncharacterized. The transcript has a single exon. Lineage: Eukaryota; Fungi; Ascomycota; Eurotiomycetes; Eurotiales; Aspergillaceae. Bases 1 to 360 code for a protein of 119 amino acids. The record is from RefSeq and is a predicted model, not a curated record.
AUGUCCACCGGAAUGCAGGCCCCUAUGGCUCCUGCAAUCGCCUUAAUCGCAAGCCCAAUUGAGUGGUUGCUCACACUCAACGAACUCAUUCAAGAUAGCAGCAUCAACUCCACCAACUCUUCUGCCCUUGAAUCACUCCAUGGCCGUCUGCGAGCUAUCGGAGCUAUCAGCGGGAUGUUUAGAGGCUGGCCGCGUUCAGCUCGCUCCCUCUUCCGCUCUUUGCUUCUCCGCUCGAGCACGGCCAUGCCGCUGAAAGCCGCCGAUGCCCACGAAGGGGGCGCGGGAUUGUUGAAAAAGCGUUUCAGCGCUUGGGAAAGACGAAAAGAAUUAAAUGGCAUAUUUAACGAUUCAAAUUCUUGA